Molecule: messenger RNA, 306 nt
Organism: Homarus americanus (American lobster)
Lineage: Eukaryota; Metazoa; Arthropoda; Malacostraca; Decapoda; Nephropidae
Product: RNA-binding protein 12-like
Exons: 1
Coding region: 1-306 (101 amino acids)
Source: RefSeq, a predicted model, not a curated record
AUGGCGCCCUCAGAGGCUCUCCCAAGAGCGGGGGCGCAUCCAGGGGCCCUCCCAGGAGCGGCGGCACCCACAGGGGUCCUCCCAGGGGCAGCAACGCCCCCAAAGGACUUCCCAGGAAUGGUGGCUCCCCCGGGGCCCGCCGAGGGGCAACGACGUCCCCAGGGGCUCUUCUUAGGGGCAGUGACGCCCCCAGGUGCUCUUCUUAGUGCUGCAGUGCCCCAUAGGGGCCCUUCCAGGGACGGUGGUGCACCCUGGGCUACUCCCUGGGACCCUACCAGAGGCGCCCCCCUCCCAGGAGACCACUAG